GGCUAUGGAACCAGGCCGGGUCUCAGCCAUUAUCAAAUGCUGUUAGCUUUGGAAACAACAGUUACGAGUGGAACGUUGCCAUUGAGAGUACAUCGAAGCGGAUAAACUUAGCUAAACGUUGAAAAGUUACAAAGAAAAUCGCCGUAGAAGAAGAGCAUCUAACGUGAGUGGGUCUAAAAACAACAACAAAAACGAAGAAAAAACUCCAAUUACUUGAAGGUGUCUAGCAGCAGCACAAAAGUGGAGAAGUGAAAAACCCCCCCAAAUACAAUUGUAGUGGCAGCAACAACCAUACAACAAAGAAAAGAAAACUAUUUGCAUUUUCCCCGUGAAUUGUUGCUGUUGUUGGGUUGUUGUUGUUGGUGUUUUUCCUCUAGUGUGUAUUUUUUUUCUUAUAUGAAAUUUUCGUGUGGUGUGGUAUCUUCCGUGCCGUCUAUUUGCCUGUCAGUUUGUCUGACUCGAUCACUUGUUGUUGGCAAUUCGGUUGGUCUUACGGUGUUCGUUUAUCCCAGCAGCAGUUAAACCGUCUAAAAUACAAACAGCAACAACAACAAAAGUGUGAGGUGUGGUAGUGUUCAGUUGGAGCGUAGUGGUGGUGGAAAUAGCAAAAAAAAAAAACAGCAGUUACAACAACAAUACAUACAUUCUAUUAUACAUAUUUUGAAAGCCGAACAUACACACAUACUCAAGAGAAGUAAAAUACAUAAACAACAACAAACAAACGAAAAGCGAAGAAUAUCCAUCAUCAAGAAUAAAUCGUGGCCAGUUACAAAGAAAGAAAGAAAAUUCGUUUCCCAAAAAGAAUGAAAAAAUAAAUAAAAUAAAACAGAAAAAAGUGCAAAUCAAAAAACAUAAAUUUUCUAGAGAAUAAUCGAAGAAUUUUGAAAUUGACAACAAAAAGAAAAAAAAAAACAAAACACGGCACGCCAAACAACAACAUGCAAACAUGAAAUUGUCAUAAAUAAAAAAUAAAACUUCAAUCACCAUCCAAAAGAGAAUAAUUCGGAUAAUAACAAGAAUUUCGAUGCAGACUGCAAGAAUAACAACAAAAGAAUUCGAAAAGUUUUGAGUUUGAAUGCCAGAUAUCAAAAAGAUUUUGGAGCACGAAAUUUUGUUGGAUUCAAAACAAGCAGCUGGCAAUAAACUCACUCACGCACUCGCAUUGCAAUUGGCAUGUUGAACGUGAACGAACGUGAGACGAGUGUGAGCGAGAGCCCCCCUAUAGAAAACUUAAAACUCAAAAAAAAAAAACAAAAUCAUGCAGUAAAAAUCAAAUAACAAAUUAGCCCUGCGUAAAAAACAAAUCUGUUGGAGCUGUUUGUUGUUGUUGUUGUUUUUUCUCUUCAUGAGGAGCCAAAUGAAAAUCCCAAACACGCACAUUUACAACAACAUAUUAUUUUGAAAACAAAGUGAAUAAACCCACCAAGUGAAACGCUACAAAAACGGCAAAAUCUGCUCUGGUCUAUGGGCCAAAUAGAAACUUUUCUGUUGAGCGAAAUUUCAGUUCAAUACGGAACGUAAACAAGCGAAAAAGCCUACCUACGACGAGGAAGCAGGCAAUUAGAAGCCAAGUGAAAACCUUUAAUAACAAACGUGAUUGCAUUUCGAACCAAAAAAGAAUAGAAAAAAAAUAAUAAUUAAUGCCAAGAAUACAAAAUUAUUGGGUGUUAUAAAAGAAAGAAAAUCAAAUUUUUAUAGAAUUAUCCAGAAGAAAAUAUUAUCAGUUUUGUUUUUUUUUUUUGUUUUUAAUUUUAAUUGCAGAAGAAACAGCAAAUUAACAUCAUAAUUACUUUUCAUAGAAAUAUGUUCAUUAUCUUUGCUUGCAUGCAACAUAGGCAGCAGCAUCAACAGCAGCAUUCGCAAUCGCAACAACUCCAACAACAAAACAACCCAUCUCCAUUCACAUCGACAUCAUCGAAAUUAUCAUUAUUUUCAAAUGUAUUUGAUUGUUUUCCCCAACGUUCAGUGCCUUAGAGAAAAAAAGAGAAGCAAACCAGUGAAAUAUUUGAAUCCAUAAAACCGAGUUGAGAAAAAAAAAGAAGUGCAACCAAUUUCGUUUAGUUUGUAUUAAGAAAAUUAAGUGCUUUUUUGUUAUUGUGAAUAUUCGAGCCGUCCCUCUUUCUCUUCGCCACAAAUGAAUAUGUAUCGUCCAAAUUUUUACGAAUCAACGUGCCUGCGUUGCAACGAAACCGUUUAUCAAGUGGAUCGUGUAGGUCCUCUAAAGGAUUUCACUUUCUUCCAUUCGGGCUGUUUCAAAUGCGUUCAUUGCGGCACCAAACUGACACUGAAAACCUAUUUCAACAAUCAACACAAACAGGAUGACAAGGAGGUCUAUUGCAGUUCUCAUGUACCAAAGAGUGGUCCAGGUCAUUUGGAUAACACAUCGGUGGGCAUACGCCAAGCCUUGAAUGCACCACGCACCAAUAAAUUUGUAAACGAACAAAUUCGGGGAACACGUACCGAGGUGGAUGGAGGUUUCGGUUCACGUCAAUCCACCCCAAAUGGCUAUGGCAGUCGUGAGGUUAGCUCACCAUCACAAAAUGAAUCCGAUUACAAAUACGGCCGCUUCGAUGCCAGCGCUCUGCACAUUGCACACGCACUCAAACAGACUGAAAUCCAAAAAGCCUACAACAAGGCGAGAGAAAAACCCAUUGAUUUCUAUUUGGGUCGCGAAGAACAAGCUCGCCUCGAAAUGAAGCACCGCCAGGAAGAAGACGACCUGUAUCGCAAAUUUGCACGUAAACGUGAAGAGGAAGAUCGUAAAAUUCAAUCCGAAUUCCAAACCGAAUGGGAACGUGAACUGCAGCGACUAACGCACAAAUUUGAAAAAGAAUUGACCACAUCGCGGCGCAAUCGUGAGGAGCAAAACAUUCUCACCAAACGCCUCGAACAACAAAAGGAGGACUUGGAAAAGAACAUGACCCUGAGACGCAGCAAAAAGAAGGAGAGCAUAACACGUAAAAUGCUCGAACACGAACGUUAUGAGACGGCAGCUCUAGUCGAUCGUCAGUCCAGUGAAAUGUUGGAGUUGAUCAGUGCCCGUCGUUCCGAGUACAUGAUGAACGAGAGCAUUUUCCUGGACGAUGAGUUCAGUGAGGGCACCACACCCAUAGAAUAUCCCAAUUUGCCACCAUUGCCUGCACCGCCCACAGUUAGUAAAUUCCAAAUCUACACCGACCCCAUUGAGUUUGAAGACGUGGAUCGCAUAGCCAUAUCGGUGGCCCAGGAGGAUCAGAAAACCUUUACCGAUCUAGUGAGGCAGUUGGUGGGUCGUUGCACAACCGAUAUCGAAAAGGCCCGAACAAUAUUCCGUUGGAUUACCGUCAAGAAUCUGAAUAAUAUGCACUUUGAUGAUGACCUGCGCGGAGACUCACCCAUGGGGCUGCUGCGGGGUAUCAAAUUUGGCACUGAGAGUUAUCAUGUGCUCUUCAAGCGUCUCUGCAGUUAUGCCGGUCUCCAUUGCGUAGUCAUCAAGGGUUACUCGAAAAGUGCCGGCUAUCAGCCAGGGGUGAAGUUUCAAGAUUCUCGUUUCCGCAAUUCGUGGAAUGCUGUCUUCGUUGCUGGCGCAUGGCGUUUUGUACAAUGUAAUUGGGGUGCUAGACAUUUGGUCAAUGCCAAGGAGGUACCCAAGACGGGAAGGGGUAAAAACGAUAGUUUGAGAUAUGAAUAUGAUGACCAUUACUUCCUGACCGAUCCCAGAGAAUUCAUUUAUGAAUUCUUCCCCCUGCAAGAAGAAUGGCAGCUGCUCAAGCGUCCCAUUACUCUGCGAGAAUUUGAGAAUCUACCAUUUGUGCGUUCAUUGUUCUUCCGCUAUGGCUUGCAUUUUGCCGAUGAGGGUUAUGGAGCAGUGGUCUUUACGGACGAUACUGGUGCCGCCACUGUUCGCAUUGCCAUGCCCACGGACAUGCAAAGUUGCCUGAUAUUCCAUUAUAAUUUGAAAUUCUACGACAGUGAUGAGGAUUCGUACGAUGGUGUAUCGUUGAAACGUUUCGUUAUGCAAUCGGUGAUUGGUAAUAUUGUGGCAUUCCGGGUGCAUGCUCCCUGUUCGGGGGCAUUUCUGUUGGAUAUAUUUGCCAAUGCAGUAACGCCGCAGGAAUAUUUAACCGGUGAACCAAUGAAAUUCAAAUCGGUGUGCAAAUUUAAGAUUUGCUGUGAAGAAUUACAAACAGUUAUGGUCCCAUUGCCGGAUUGUGCCAGCGGUGAAUGGGGUCCAACAAAAGCUACACGACUCUUUGGCCUGAUACCCAUUACGCAUCAGGAUCCUCUUAUAUUUGCCGGCCGCAGUUUAGAUUUGCAAUUCCGUAUGUCUCGGCCGCUGACAGAUUUUAUGGCUACGCUGCACAAAAACGGCAUCGAAGAAAAGAAACUCUCCAAAUAUGUUACGCACAGUAUAUUGGAUGAUAUUGUGACGUUUAUUAUAAACUUCCCCGAGGAAGGACAAUACGGUUUGGAUAUCUAUACCCGUGAGUUGGGUGCUCCACCCCAUCACAGCAGUCAUCACAACAAUUCGUCAUCGUCGACGGAAAAACAUUUGCUGACGCAUUGUUGUAAAUAUUUAAUUAAUUCAUCGAAACGUAACUAAUAUUCCAAUCUGUCUGUUCAAUAUAAUGUAUGUAUGUAUGUGUGCAUGUAUUUCAAUUCAAAUCCUUUUUCAAUUAGUACAGACAUAGUAACGUACAUAUGUGUUUGGGGGUAGAGAUAUAUAAACAAUGGCGCCCAAAUAGGGAGAAAUAAUUCCUUUCAUUACAAAUUAAAUUCAUAAAUUCAACGUUAGGACAAUUUAGAAAUCUGGAAUUAAUUUGUGAGGCAGGGUUGCCAUUUGGCUCUCUAUUUUGGGCGGUUUUUUUAAAGUCCAUUAACAGCCUCUUUUCCUAAAAAAAUACUUUACUCGAAUCGUUCGUAUUCAAACAUAUUCAUUAUACCAUACACCACAUAGUGAUAAGGUUAUUAUGUAUUUGCGCAUGUUACAAGAAAAAGAAAGCGAGAUAGACCCAUACUUACUUUUUAGGAUCUUCAUAGAAUCACUUUCUGAGUCGAUUUAUGCAUGUCAGUCCGGCCGGCCGUCUGUCUAUGUAUUUUUGGUGAACAAAAUACAGGUCGCAUUUAUUAUUCGAUUUAGAUGAAAUUUUUUUUACCGAAGGACGAACCCUAUUGAAAUUGGUGAGAAUCGAGAUCUGUUCAGAUUUUUAUGUACCUUCGAUAUAUAUGUUCUACCGAUUUUGCGGUUAUUGUCCACCAUACAUGCAAUAUCAACCCAAACUGGAUAGAUUUUUUCAUACUUAACCGAAUCGUACAAUUUUUUGAAAUUCGGUAAUUCAUAAAUACCCAAUAUACACUUCUUUGUUACGGGAACUCUACAAAAUACGCAUAGUGGCGGUGUCAUAUAGUCGUCCCCAGAAAGACUUUUUUAAUGUGGGUUUUUAUAAAAAUUUUGAAAUUGAAAAAGCAUUUGCUCCAAAAACCUAAACAUGUUUUUUCAUUCGACAUAUUUGCGUACGAGUGGAAACUAGUUACAACUUUCUGUAGGAGGCGCUCAAUAAAAUGUUCCCGGCUAAUAGCGGAGUCUAGUUCUUAACCUCAAAACUUUUGAAAACAAAAAGCCUGGAAAUUCUCUUUCUUAUUACUGAUAAGCAGUAAGCUUAAUAUUAGCCAGCACUUUUUCUUCUUACCAGAACAUCUGAUUGUAGCUUCGGACGAUUUUGGUUUUUGGGAAAUUUUGCCAAGUGGCAACAUUGUCAGACACCCAACACUCAAAUCAUUACAUGUUUGUGUGUACAGUACAUGUAUGGUUUGCCUACGCUCUAUCCCCCUUAUCAAGAAUUGAAAUCAUGUUAAUUUGUAAAUUUGUUUUUAAAUCUAUGUAUGUUUUUUUAUAAAUAUAAAUUAAGUGCUUAUUAUUAAUUGUUAUAUAUUUUCAUAAUAAUUAGUAUAUAUAUAAAUAUUUAAAAACAAAAAACUUUAAAGUUGUUCACAAUACCUUAAAUUUGAAAGUAAUUAUUUAAUCUUUAUGAAAACAAUAAAUAAAAAAAUUAUAAAAUAAAACAAAAUAUGAACAUAUUUAUAAAUAUAAAAAUAUAAAUGGAAAAAUAUAAAGCUAAAACGCAUAAACAUAGUUUAAAUUAAUGACAAAAACUAAAAAAGGAAACAUAUGAUAUUUAUCCGCUUGGUGCUAUAGUGGCGUUAAUUAAGUUUGUUAAAAUAAGAAAGCGCAUAAUAAUUUUGAUUAAUAUAUAUUUUGUUACAAAUAAAACACGAAAUAAUCACAACAAUAAUACAAUAUUGUUUUCUUAAGCCUAAAUCCUUUGUUAAAUUUAAUUAUAAUCAGUAAUUAAAAUUGUACAGUAAUUAAAAUUGAAUUAUUUUUUUUUUCUUCUCCUAUAACAAUUGGCCUCAACUUCUCUUAAUUGUAAAUACUAUGGACUUGUAUUGAACUCUUUAUUUUCUUUCCCUUUAAUUUAUAAAUAA
Musca domestica (house fly) is the source of this 6465-nucleotide messenger RNA. RefSeq names its product hillarin. The record is from RefSeq and is a predicted model, not a curated record. Bases 2135 to 4582 code for a protein of 815 amino acids. The transcript has 10 exons. NCBI's taxonomy places the organism in Eukaryota, Metazoa, Arthropoda, Insecta, Diptera, Muscidae.